CGAUAAGUAGGUUUGUAUGCUGGACAUAAACUGUCGCUAACCUAGUUUUGUAACGUUUGCUGUGCCCGGCGGUAAGAAGCCACUGCCCGCGAACCCCAGGUCAUGUUUGUAAAUGAGAACUGGUUCUCAAACGUUUUACCUGAGUUACAGGCUAUGAGUGUGGGUGAUGGAGGACGGCCAGCAUGGGGACUUGGAUUACUUGAUCCAAGAUGAGGACACUCUCAUUGAAGGCGUCAGCAACCAGGUCUUAUUUGUGGUGGCACUGAGUGUCGCCUUCCUUGCAGGCCUCCUCACUCUCCUGUGCAGGCAAGAGCAGCAAAAUAUUCAUCCCGAGAAUCAGGAGCACGUUCGAGCCGUCCGACAACAGCUCCAGACGGAGCAGGAUGAAAAUCCUCAGGCCGAAGCGAGGCAGCAGUAUUACACCGACAUGUCGUGCCCUGUAUGUUUGCAGCAGGCUGUUCUGCCUGUGGAAACCAAUUGUGGACACCUUUUCUGUGGCUCCUGCAUCAUAGCCUAUUGGAGGUAUGGCACCUGGCUGGGAGCUAUUAACUGCCCCAUCUGCAGACAAAUGGUAACGUUGCUUUUUCCACUAUUCCAUGAGCACGCUGGUCCUCAGAGGGUGCAGGAUGGGGAGGCUGAACCUCAGCUUAUAUUAAGAGACAUCAACGAUUACAACCGUAGGUUCUCUGGCCAGCCAAGAUCUUUUAUGGACAGGUUGCGGGAUGUGCCCACCCUGCUUCGUCACGCCUUUAGAGAGAUGUUUACUGUAGGUGGCCUCUUUUGGAUGUUCAGGAUUCGAAUUCUUCUCUGCCUGAUUGGGGCAAUCACUUACCUGGCCUCUCCGCUCGACAUUCUCCCUGAAGCGCUCUUUGGUCUUCUGGGAUUCAUGGACGAUUUCUUUGUAAUCCUACUUCUCUUUGUGUAUAUCUCUAUCAUGUACAGGGAGGUGGUUACUCAGAGACUGAACGGCUAGAUGAAUGCUCAUGAAAGAGGCCUCGGCCUGCUCAUAUGAGUCUCAUGAAGAGUAAAGUCAGCAUCUGAGGAUGUACAAAAACUGAAUAAAUGUUUGGAGAACAGUUAAUCGAUAAUACAGAUCUAUUGCCCCCACCCACAAAAUCCCCCAAAGGACUUGCUCCGAAGCCUUGGAUGUUAUUUUAUCACUGGAGAUGGGUUAGCAAAAAAAAUACUCUCAGUAUUGACUCUGUAUAUAGAAUUUACCAUUCAGGGUUCUAAGGUUGAAUGAGUCAAUACCAACAACAGCACAACAUAAGGAGGCUAGUGUAAGGGUGGAAUGUAAAACUCUGCUUUGAGUCAGAUACUGAAGUCAACCAGAAAAUCUUUUUCACCCACCUGUGUGUACACCCCUGACUAAAUGGAGAGCUGUGUCGUGAGCAGGCAUUUGGUUAAUGUGCAUGUCAUCAUUACUGAGGCAACUGUGUAACAUUAAAGUGUCUUGAUUAAAUGCAUUUAAAGUUAGCUGUCUGCAUUUGGGUUGUCAACUGCCAAGCAAAGGUGUGUUACAUGAACCUUCUUCCUGUGGUUCUUACGGCCUGGUUUGGUCACUUACGCACUUAUUUAAUUGAUCUGUAACUAUGCAUAAUCAUAACUUGAAAACAGUGUUUGUCAAAAAUCUGAACUGUUUUAUCUGCAAAAGUCUUAAUGUAUUCAUCAAAUCUGACAUACUUUGAACCUUUCUGGGCUCAUCUAUGUGAAAAUAUAGUGACUAAAAUAAAAUCUGACUUCUCAAUUGGAAGAUGACUUUUCAAGAAAGGAAAGAAAAUGAUUAAAUGAGUGAUUAUAGAUCAUUUUGAAUGUCAGCUCACUCAGGAAUGUCGAUCACAUUUCAGCGCUUAUUCUAGAUCUUUUUUUUUAACCUCAUUUACAUAUUUCUCAAUCUUAGCUUUAAUUAGUGUCAGUUCAACUCCAUGCACUUUCACAUUGAAGU
Messenger RNA from Archocentrus centrarchus (flier cichlid), 1945 nucleotides. RefSeq names its product ring finger protein 170 (gene rnf170). NCBI's taxonomy places the organism in Eukaryota, Metazoa, Chordata, Actinopteri, Cichliformes, Cichlidae. The transcript is spliced from 7 exons. The record is from RefSeq and is a predicted model, not a curated record. Gene Ontology annotation, molecular function: ubiquitin protein ligase activity. Bases 167 to 973 code for a protein of 268 amino acids.